AUGACCCGGCGGGCUGGGGGCGCUCAGCUGCUCGGCGCGCUCCUGCUCGUCGCCCUGCUCGCUGCCGGCGUCGCCCCGCUCAGCUGGGAUCCCCCGGAGCCCCGGAGCCGAGCCAGCAAGAUCCGAGUGCACCCGCGGGGCAACCUCUGGGCCACCGGUCACUUCAUGGGCAAGAAAAGUCUGGAACUCUCCGGCCCAUUCCCACUGGGGACAGCUCCCUACACUUCCCUGAGGGACCAGAGACUGCAGCUGAGUCAUGAUCUGCUCAGGAUCCUCCUGCUAAAGAAAGCUCUGCGCAUGAGUCUCAGUGGCCUGGCACCCCACACCCAGUACAGGAGGCUGCUGAUGCAAAUACUGCAGGAGUGAUGCCAAUACUGGGGCAGACAUGACGACAUUGGAAGGUGCUGAAUGGGACCCCAGU
Molecule: messenger RNA, 421 nt
Organism: Propithecus coquereli (Coquerel's sifaka)
Lineage: Eukaryota; Metazoa; Chordata; Mammalia; Primates; Indriidae
Gene: NMB
Product: neuromedin B
Exons: 3
Coding region: 1-366 (121 amino acids)
Biological process (GO): positive regulation of hormone secretion; neuropeptide signaling pathway
Cellular component (GO): neuron projection
Molecular function (GO): neuromedin B receptor binding; neuropeptide hormone activity
Source: RefSeq, a predicted model, not a curated record